CUUCGCUGGUGCUUCUUGAUAUCUGUAUUCCACGAAUAGUGCGCACAAUGUCAGUCUCUCGUGGUUAUCAUCACGUUAGGUUAGUGGUCUAUGGGACAUGGUUCAUGACAGCUAUUGGCCACACGACACAUUUGAGUCUGUAAGCCAUGAUAAUGUCCUGUUUGUACUCAGAAGUUGCAUAGUCGCCUUACGAUGAGAAGCAUUGCAUUUCAGUCUGUCGACGAUAGUUCUACUUUUAAUGUGUUUGCCUGGUCCCAUUAACAAUCGUCCAUAACUUUUAGCCUCACCACCCAUCAAACCAGAUCUAAUUCGUGGCGCCCCUCUUCCUCACCGCCGCUGCAAGCGUCUUCAAAGGAACUUGUACUCACGAUGGCUGAGACGAUACCGGAAAAGGUGCGAAAAAUAGAAGAGCACGUGAAUGAGACUUUGAGAAGUGAUUUGAAAAAGACUCUCGAUGCGGGAGACAAACUUUUCGCCGAAAUAUCUGAUUACUUACAACUGCUGACAAAUAGCCUGAAAACCAUGGUGGACAUCGGUUGCGGUAUGUAUGUAAAAGGAGUGAUUCCCUCUCUGGAGCCUUUGUUCGUCGACAUCGGUCUCGGUUUCUAUUUAGAAUGUAAUCACUCUGAGGCCCUCCAAAUCAUUGAAUCACGUAUUUCCUUCUUGAACGACCGUACCGCUGUAUUUAAGAAAAGAGCGAACCAAAUCAGGGCACGUAUAAAACUGUUUCUUGAAGGCCUGCGUGAGAUACAAGGUUUGACUUCAACACAAGAGUAUAGAGACGUUUUAUAACAACAGACGCCUUACACUGUAUGGGAAAAUUAUCGCUGGACAUUUAUAGAAACAGUCUCUAAGCUUGCAUUAUCUUGUCCAUUAUGGGCAGCCUUCACCAGACGUUGGACUAACCACUAAAUGAUUGGCCACAGAAACGUCAUCUCAUGGUGAUACAAAAGAAGCCUGUGCGUUCUUCUUUGAUUCCAUCAGGUCCAUUUUUGGUCACAUCAUUGCAAUCUCCUCAUAACUCGUACUAUUUUUUUACAUCGAACAUUUAAUCUUUCUUAUAGUGUAAACUACUUUCUUAAUCUGAUCUAUUCACUUUGACAUACGAUCACUUCACUUCCUAACCUGGUUUUUACCUAAUUAUUACAUUCAUUCUGGCGCUGCUGUUGGCUGUCCAUUUUGAUUAUAAAUCGCUUUCAUCACUCA
Molecule: messenger RNA, 1206 nt
Organism: Dicrocoelium dendriticum
Lineage: Eukaryota; Metazoa; Platyhelminthes; Trematoda; Plagiorchiida; Dicrocoeliidae
Source: the annotation of a GenBank genome assembly